Molecule: messenger RNA, 1179 nt
Organism: Gaeumannomyces tritici R3-111a-1
Lineage: Eukaryota; Fungi; Ascomycota; Sordariomycetes; Magnaporthales; Magnaporthaceae
Exons: 2
Coding region: 1-1179 (392 amino acids)
Biological process (GO): ergosterol biosynthetic process
Cellular component (GO): endoplasmic reticulum
Molecular function (GO): sterol 24-C-methyltransferase activity
Source: RefSeq, a predicted model, not a curated record
AUGUCCAAACAACAAUACAAAAAACUCUCGAGCGAGACGCACAUCGGCCUGGCCCGCGACAUGACGUUCGAAAAGGCACUCCACGGGGCCACGUCUGCCAAUACGGGCGGCUUCAGCUCCAUGCUACGCAAGGACCACGAGGCCAACCAGGCGGCCUCGGACCAGUACUUCCAGCACUGGGACAACCGGACGGCCAAGGACGAGACGGCCGAGGCGCGGGCGGCGCGCCGGACCGAGUACGCCUCCAUCACGCGCCAGUACUACAACCUGGCCACGGACCUGUACGAGUACGGCUGGUGCCAGUCGUUCCACUUUUGCCGCUUCGCCUACGGAGAGGGCUUCCACGCCGCCAUGGCCCGCCACGAGCAGUACCUGGCCCACCGCAUGGGCAUCAAAAAGGGCGCGCGCGUGCUGGACGUCGGCUGCGGCGUGGGCGGGCCCGCGAGGCAGAUGGCCAAGUUUACCGGCGCUUACAUCACGGGCGUCAACCUCAACGAGUACCAGGUCGAGCGCGCCACGAGAUACGCCGAGAUGGAGGGCGUGUCGGACCAGUUGCGGUUCGUGCAGGCCGAUUUCAUGAACAUGCCCUUUGACGAAAACACCUUUGACGCAGUUUACGCCAUCGAAGCAACAUGCCACGCCCCCACCCUCGAGGGCAUCUACUCCCAAAUCUACCGCGUCCUCAAGCCCGGCGGCGUCUUUGGCGUCUACGAGUGGGUCAUGACGGACAGGUACAACGACGCGGACCUGCGGCAGCGCCAGAUCCGCCUCGACAUCGAGCAGGGCGACGGCAUCGCCAACAUGAUGGGCGCGCAGGACGCGCUGGCCGCCGUGCGCGCCGCCGGCUUCGAGCUGCUCGAGCACGAGGACCUGGCCGCCAGCGUCGGCGCUGGCAACAGGCCCACCACGCCGUGGUACUGGCCGCUCGACGGCAGCAGCUGGCGAUGCGCCCAGACGGCCGGCGACCUCUUCUCCACCCUGCGCAUGACCCCGGCCGGCAGGACCGUCGCGCACGGCUUCAUGUGGGCCCUCGAGACCCUGAGGCUGGCCCCGCCCGGCACGAGGAAGACGGCCGACAGCCUGGCCAAGGCGGCCGACGCCCUGGUGCAGGGCGGCAGGGAGGGACUCUUUACGCCCAUGUUCCUGAUGGUGGCAAGGAAGCCGAUAAAGGCUUCUUAA